CAGGUACAGAUAGUCGGAUAAGGUGCUGAAUUCCACGGGGAAGAGCAGGCCAGCCUCUCGCACCGCCUGGUAACGCUGCAGCACUGCGACAAUGUCGGGCAGCAUCGCCUGGUCAGCUUCCACCCGCCAGCAGGUGCUCUUCUUGUCCAAGACGGCUGUCAGCGCAUCGAGCAUGUUGAGGCCGGCGUACCGCCGGGAGAAGGGGUACAGGGAGCGGUGUCGGUGCAGGAAAACCACGGCGUAGCCCAGACCGAGGAAAUACUCGACGGAGACGGCGCCGCGCCAGCCGCUGCUGAAGUUGUCCAGGAAGCGGACGGUGCGCGACUCCAGCGGCACCUUGGUGCCCCCCGAGGUCACCAGCACCACCCUGCGGCCCUGCGCGGCGUGCCGCACCGCGAACUCCGCCAUCGCCUUCGCCGAGCUCUCCGCGUGGGGCGGCGGCACGCAAUCCGAGAAAAAGUCGCUGCACUCCGUCUCGUACAUCGCCGCCAUGACAACUGGUCCCAGCUCAGAAAGUGUCCGGGUGGCCGCCGUCCCCCACAAUAACCGGUCCCAUGUACAACAACAACUCUCAGCCCACACAACUCCUUCAAACGCAAAUCGCGAUUUCACACCUCGGUUUCAUUCUUCGGUUCAUUUACGUUUACUUUAAUUUUGUCACCUGGUCAGCGGGAAGGGGAGAGAAGGUCUUUAGAAGUGCUGCCGGGUUCAGAAGUCAGAGUCCUUAACGACGGGCUCGAAGUCCCUAGCAACCGCAGCACUUCGAAAAGCUGAGAGAGACUUUGGAGCAACAACCGAUCUCCCCGGACGUCGAGAUGCUCAGUACUCCUGUUUAUCCGCUUUCUAACCCCAAGGGUGUUAAAUUACAGUGUGAGAUGUGCCAGAAGACUGCUUAUGUUAUGUGCUCCCAGUGCAGGGUGACUUAUUACUGUGAUGUAGCACACCAAGAAGCAGACUGGAAUGGGAUUCAUGAGAAGAUUUGCCAGCUUCUGAUUCCAAUACGGACAGCACCAACAUUCCUCAGCUCUGCAAAAGAGAGAAAACACAAUGAGGAGCAGAUGAUCCAGAGACAGAAACAUCUCAUUAAUCUGACCCGCAUAGUGGCCCAGAAGCUUCUUUUCGAGGGUAAACAUGAGGAAGCUAUUCCUGGAGCCUUGCAGUCUUUGCGCUUUGCAAAUGCUGUUUAUGGCAACACCUCUGCUGAGCUAGUGCCAUCACAAUUACUCUUGGCAGAGGCUAGUAUUGGCCUUGGCCAGUUAGAUGAAGCAGAAGACUAUCUCUCGCAGGCUCAUUGGACAGUGAUGAGGACCACAGAAUGUGUUACUGCUGUCCAAUACAAAUUAUACCGAAACCUGGGCCUUUUGUACACAGCCAAAUGUGACAACGAGAAAGCACUUUGGUACUUUGCUGAUGAUAUUUACCAUGCCACGCAAGUGUUCGGUGCAUCUGAUAUUCGGACAGCUGGUGGAUAUUUUCACAUGGCUAAUGUGUUUUACAGAAUGAAGAAGAUGGAUAUAGCAGACUCACUCUACUCGGAGGUAACCGAUAUCUGGAAUACUUUCCUGGGUGAGCUUGUUGAGACAGAGAUUCAGAAAACACUGUGGAAAGCAGGCCUCAGUUCACCAGAACCUGGCACCACUAUCGUGGACUUGGAGGAUGUUUUCGAUGAUGCCCAGGAAGCAGAAGCAGUUCAAGUUCUGCAUGCAAUUUUUGACCUGCGGAACCAAGAGUACCUUCCAAAACAAGGCAAAAUUGGAAAAAUUGCUGAGACCCUGGCCAUGCUUUAUUUCCUUUUCUUGGAUUUUAAAAAGGCUGUUGAAUAUGCAAAACUGGCUCUGGAGGACAGCCAGCUGCUUCUGCACAAUGAGAAAGCGAUUGGCAGUAUCACACGUAUUCUUGAGAUGGCUGAAAAGGCACUGUCAUAUCCUGGAGGAAAGGGACCAUCCCCCUACGCAUGGGCUAAUUCAUGCUAAAAGUUAUUAAGCUAUGUGUCUCAGGGUAAAUAAAAACAGAACACUGGAUACAUUUUAAUAUAAAAAAUUGACAGUGGUAUGGGAUACAGCAAUGACAAAAAAGUUUGAGGUUCUUGAACAAAGACUGCAAUAAAUCAGGAUACAUGAGCUUCAACUGACAAUGAAAAGCAAAUAAUGCAUAACUGCAUCAGCAAUGCCUUAUUUAUACAACACCUUAU
Hemiscyllium ocellatum (epaulette shark) is the source of this 2191-nucleotide messenger RNA. RefSeq names its product zinc finger, MYND-type containing 12 (gene zmynd12). The transcript is spliced from 8 exons. Lineage: Eukaryota; Metazoa; Chordata; Chondrichthyes; Orectolobiformes; Hemiscylliidae. The coding region runs from base 816 to 1973 and encodes 385 amino acids. Gene Ontology annotation, molecular function: protein binding. The record is from RefSeq and is a predicted model, not a curated record.